Molecule: messenger RNA, 339 nt
Organism: Paramecium sonneborni
Lineage: Eukaryota; Ciliophora; Oligohymenophorea; Peniculida; Parameciidae
Source: the annotation of a GenBank genome assembly
AUGCAUAUUUCAGAAAAUUAAUAUUUGUUCAAAAGGUAGGAUACUUCAGAUUAAUAGUUCAAUACAUAAUUUUUUUCACCAGAAACAGAUUAUAGACAAACUUAAAAGGAAAUAAUUUCUUAAAAAGUAUAAGAAGAUCAGGAGAUGGAAACUUAGCAAAUUUAAUUCUUUACUCCAAAAAAAGGAAGGUGUAAAUAAAACUAGAUUUAUUAUACUCCAGAAAUAAAGAGAAAAGUAGUUAAUUAAGUGGAUAUAGAACAUAGAAAAUUUAUAAGGAUAGGAAACAUUUUAUUUGUAAUAUAAGUUUUAAUAAUAAUACUAUUGGAAGUGAUGAAUUGA